Naegleria gruberi is the source of this 873-nucleotide messenger RNA. RefSeq lists its product as uncharacterized. NCBI's taxonomy places the organism in Eukaryota, Heterolobosea, Eutetramitea, Acrasida, Naegleriidae. Bases 1 to 873 code for a protein of 290 amino acids. The transcript has 2 exons. The record is from RefSeq and is a predicted model, not a curated record.
AUGCGUUGGUCUUCUGAUAUGUUGUGUUUUGCUCAAGAUUUAUUAUCUUCUAUGGGAUAUAAUUUGUAUGAUGCAAUUGGAAGAGGAUCAAUUGGUAAAGAGAAGUUCCAAACCAAUUCCAGUGCUUGUAAUUUAAUUCUGCCCUGUUCCACAACUCUUGACAAUCAUUUCCAUAUACCAAAUUUCGGAUAUGGUGAUACUUCAAUUGACGAAAAGGAAUUUGAAUUAUUCCAAUCAUCUAUGGGUAUUUCUAAUACAACCCUUGGUGUUUUACAAGUUGAUGCAAUGGAUUUAUUUCCGUGUUUGAGUAUUAAUACACGUACUGGAUUUUUAGUUGGUGCAAUACAAGGAUUAAUUCCAAUUUCUCAAUCAAACACUAUCACAGAGGAAAUAAUUAAUAAUAACUUUCUAGCUGAAAAGGUAAUUCAAACAUUAUUUUUGGAUGUUGAGGGGAAAAUUAGAAUACCUGGAAAUUUUCAAUUUUGUAAAUCUGAAACUAGUGAAUUGAUUGAAAAAGUAGUUGAAAAAUUCAAGGAAGUCUAUACUGACAACAUUUGUUGCACUGUUUCUGAUGCAGGAUCUGCUAAUUGGACAUAUUUUACAAAUUUAAAAAGUGAGAAAACUUUUCAUCACUUCUGUUACUCUCACUUGGCUAAAAAUAUUAGAAAUGCUAUUGAUUCAAAACCCAAACUGUUUCCAAUUGAACACAGAAAGAUAACAGAACCUAGUAUUUUGACUAAGGAAACCUCAAACACUUAUUCUACACACAAAGGUACGAAAAGUCCAAACAAGAGAUUGACCCAGAGUGCUCUCUUAUCAAAUCUCCAAAAUAAUUUAACAAAGGCCACAACUAUAAACAAGGCUACUCCUUGA